Messenger RNA from Nymphaea colorata (pocket water lily), 1330 nucleotides. Its product is annotated as probable WRKY transcription factor 56. Bases 352 to 1140 code for a protein of 262 amino acids. The record is from RefSeq and is a predicted model, not a curated record. The transcript has 3 exons. Lineage: Eukaryota; Viridiplantae; Streptophyta; Magnoliopsida; Nymphaeales; Nymphaeaceae. Gene Ontology annotation, molecular function: sequence-specific DNA binding; DNA-binding transcription factor activity. Gene Ontology annotation, biological process: regulation of DNA-templated transcription.
UGAACUCCAGCAAUGAUCGCCGUCUCUCUUUCCCCCUCCCUCCCCAUAUUCCUUCCUUUUUACCAUAAUUCAGAAUGAUUAGAGAGAGAGAGAGAGAGAGAGAGAGAGAGAGAGAGAGAGAGGUCUGUAUCUGGCAAUAGAAAGCCAUAACCAUGAGUCCCUUCACAAAAAGAAAGAAGGAGAAAUCUAGGUAGACUUUGGCAAACCAGAGAAAGAGAGAGCUAAAGAGAGAGAGAGAGCGAGAGUUGUGGUCUUCCUCCACAAUACAAUUGAGCCAGAGAAAAAAGGAGGUAGUGUUUCUAAUUUGGUUUUGUUCAUCAGAUCGUCGUUGAGAGGGGGAGAGAGAGAGAGAUGUUCGAGGGACAAGAGGAGUACUACGAGGGAUCCGAUCCUUCGUCCUCCGAUGGGUACCAGUUUCUGAGGGCACUUAGCGGGCCUUUGAUGGGUAACGGUACCGGCAUCUUCGUCAGAGGAGGAGGAGGAGGAGGAGAUCACCAUUCUUCUUUAUCUCCUUCUUGUGCUGCAGCUGCUGCUUGCUUUGUAGCUGGAGGUAUGGCAAUGAAUCAUCACCACCAAACUCGUGAGUCUAGUCCAAUCGGCCAUUUGGGUCUCCAUAAAGUUGGAAACGGCGGUGCUUCUGCUGCUGGUUGCACUACUACCAUUCCCAUGGCAGCUAAAGUUCUUUCUGUUGCCUCUAAUGUGCAGAAAUGGUCUUGGGGAGGGGAAGUGGGGGAUCAAGCGGCAGCAGGCGGUCCUAGACGGGUGACCGCCAUGGAUGCUGAUGAUAAAGAUCAUGACCAACGUUCUGGUCUAGCACCCAUGCCUCUGAAGAUGAAAAAGGUGAAGGCAAGGAGGAAGGUGAGGGAACCAAGGUUCUGCUUCAAGACCAUGAGUGACAUUGACAUCUUGGACGACGGGUACAAGUGGCGAAAGUAUGGGCAAAAGAUUGUGAAGAACACGCAGCACCCCAGGAGCUAUUAUCGUUGCACGCAGGAUAAUUGCCAUGUAAAGAAGCGCGUCGAGCGACUGGCAGAGGACCCUCGGAUGGUGAUUACAACCUAUGAGGGUCGACACUGUCAUUCGCCAUCACAUGACGAAGACAACUCCCCGACGUCAUCUCAAGUAAACUUCCUGUGGUAGAAGCUUAUUCGUUCGCUUCAAGAUGAUUCAGUUCCUCACAUGGAUUUGAACUGAUAUUAGUUCCUCAUGGCGUGGAAAUAAAUAAAGCAGCCAUUGCCGAUCUGUAUUGACAUACUUGUUUUAGAAUCUAAACUCCUUCCUGUUUUAUCCUUUUAUUGAGAAUGGAGAUCAUCAAGGGUACUUAAGGUCC